Molecule: messenger RNA, 1111 nt
Organism: Actinia tenebrosa (Australian red waratah sea anemone)
Lineage: Eukaryota; Metazoa; Cnidaria; Anthozoa; Actiniaria; Actiniidae
Biological process (GO): G protein-coupled receptor signaling pathway
Cellular component (GO): plasma membrane
Molecular function (GO): G protein-coupled receptor activity
Source: RefSeq, a predicted model, not a curated record
GCGUUUGUUACCCAUUUCAAUCCAUUUCCGAACUUUUAAAAGGUCUUCUCGAAAAGGAGGUUUCGUUCUAAUUCCAUGGUGACUCUACACCUGAUGGUGAUAUAGCUCUACACCUGUCGUCUCAGAUCAUACAGAACGCCACGUAAGCCGGUGAAGCAAACGUUUCAUGCCGGUCCACAUGGGUGCUAACUCGAGUUGUUUCCACUUCACCGACUGGUUAGCGCUUGGAACGGUGUCCAGGCCUCUGUACGCUACCAUGAUGGCGAUAAAUUGCAUCACGAUUAUCCCUGCUAUUUUACUGAAUGCGUUAAUCGUUGUCACAAUUUUUAAGACGCAAUCUCUGAGGGCAUCACCAAGUAUGGUUAUCAUUUGCAACAUCGCCUUGUCUGACCUGGUAGUUGGAAUACUCGCACAGCCAAUCUUUAUCGCCUGGAUUACACUCGAGUAUUUCGAUAAAACUGGUUGUAAUUGUGCUUUAGCAGUAUCCUUUGGCCUCUCAUCUACUUUAUUUGCUGGUGUUUCGCUGUUAAAUGUGACUACAUCGAGUGUAGAUCGUUAUCUUGCUCUCUACUUUCAUCUGCGUUACCUUACCAUCGUCACAACCCGGAGAGCUUGCAUUACGUGUGCUGUCCAUUGGCUGGGUGGUGCUGUUAUAUCUUUCAGCUGGAUUCCUUUUGGUUUUAUUAUUUAUAGUUACAUUAUAGCUACCUCAAUGGCAGUGUGUAUACUUAUUACCAUAUUUUGCUACACUCUCGUUUUCAAGACCCUCAGACGACACCAGCGUCAAAUUGAUACUCAAAUGAUGAGUAAUUGCAACGGGGACACUACUCUACCCACGAACAAUGUCCAGAACUUCAAACGCUUUAAGAAAUCUGUUUUCAUCGCGUUGAGCAUCUUUGGUGCUUUUCUGUGGUGCUACCUACCUUGUUUGUGUACUCUUGUCUCCAUAGCAAUGAAAGGAUACUCCCUUUCACUUGUGAUAGCUCUGAAGUUUUCGGUGACUGUGGUUUUCAUAAAUUCAGCUCUGAAUCCUCUGUUGUUUCUGUGGAAAGUUUCUGAUCUUCGUCUAGCACUUCUUAACAUUUUCUCAAAGUUGUUUCAUUAAAACAAA